Messenger RNA from Aspergillus heteromorphus CBS 117.55, 813 nucleotides. Its product is annotated as serine palmitoyltransferase small subunit family protein. The transcript has a single exon. Bases 154 to 600 code for a protein of 148 amino acids. The record is from RefSeq and is a predicted model, not a curated record. NCBI's taxonomy places the organism in Eukaryota, Fungi, Ascomycota, Eurotiomycetes, Eurotiales, Aspergillaceae.
GAGCGGUCGCGGUGACUCCCCGAGUGAAUCACCAAGGGAGCACGUUCGGUAUCCAGGACCAGCAGAGGAAGGAGCCGAGGACCCCAGACAAGGCGUAGCGCAAGGAAGCCACGACCGCAAGUGCGACGCUCGACCAUCUCGGCCAUCUCGACCAUGGCCACCGAAAUGCAGUCGUUCUACACCCCCUCCACCUCGACGCACAUCUCGUCUCACGCUCCGGCUGCGGUGGAUGAACUGAUCAGCAAGUACUCGUCCACCAUGUCGAGCUCCACCUCCGGGAUCAGCCGUCUCCCCAGGAAGGACGCCCGUCGCAACAUCGUGCAGCGGUUUGCCGAUCGCGUCUCCCUGGAGUACUAUCGCUACGAGGUGACGUUCGGGCUGUAUGUCAUGACGCCGGUGGAGAAGCUAGUGGCGAACGUCUUUGUGAUUAUCGCGUUAUCGCUCCUGUGCUGGGCCCUGCUCGUCUAUUUCCCCGCGCUACUCUACCAGAAGCUCAGCCGUCUCGUAUGGCUGUUGACGGGGCACAGCCAUGAGGAGAUGGGGGCGGCCUUGGGUAUACUCGACUCGCACGCCAACUCGAUAUCCACGCCCUCCAGCUGAGCGGCGUCUAGACAAGGAUCGAGCGGUUUGCGCAACCAACUUAUGACCGUAUUGACUUAUAUCUCUUUUGUUGCUUUUUGGUAUAACCCAACCGGGUCGGUUUACGGUAAGCGACAGCUGACGAGCGGAUCAGCACGUACCUGGUGGAGCUAACGGCAGAGCGUCUGCAGAUCCCGUAUCUUCGAUUCAUUUCCUGGCUUCCUGGCGUUCAAU